GAGGCGCGGGCGGCCCCGAGCGAGUGUCGCCGGGCGCGGUCCAGGCCGCGGGAGCUCGGCGGCUGCAGGGAGGCGCCCGCGCAGCGCCCGGUGUCUCUUGGCCACUCAUGGGUGUGAGCAAGUUAGAUGUCCUGUACCGGAAACUUCUCCUCACGAAGCUCUUCAUCAGAGGAUGGGGGCGGCCCGAGGACCUCAAGAGGCUCUUUGAAUUCAGGAAGAAGAUUGGAAAUCGGGAAAGCGGCAAAAAUCUGGUUUCCAGAGAUUACCCGGUGUAUAUCGAUAAGGUCGAGGAGCGCUCGGACUGCCGGAUCCUGGACGGCCACUUCGUCUCGCCCAUGGCCCACUAUGUGCCUGACAUCCUGCCCGCGGAGUCCGUGAUCGCCAGGUUCCAGUUCAUCGUGCCCAAGGAGUGGACCAGCCGGCACCGGCCUGUGUGCAUCCACCUGGCGGGCACGGGAGACCACCACUACUGGCGGCGGCGGACCCUGAUGGCGCGGCCCAUGAUCCGGGAGGCCGGGAUGGCGUCGCUGCUGCUCGAGAACCCCUACUAUGGCUGCAGGAAGCCCAGGGACCAGAUAAGGUCCUGCCUGAGGAACGUGUCGGACCUGUUCGUGAUGGGCGGCGCCCUGAUCCUGGAGUCGGCGGCCCUGCUGCACUGGCUGGAGAGAGAGGGCUACGGGCCGCUGGGCAUGACCGGCAUCUCCAUGGGCGGACACAUGGCGUCCCUGGCCGUGUCCAACUGGCCGAAGCCCAUGCCGCUGGUGCCGUGUCUGUCCUGGUCCACGGCGUCGGCCGUCUUCACCACGGGCGUCCUCAGCAAGGCCAUCAACUGGCGGGAGCUGGAGAAGCAGUACUACACGCAGGCCGUGUACGAGGAGGAGAUCACCCAGCUGCUGGAGUACUGCGGGGCCGACUCCUUCAGGGUGGGGAGCCUGAAGCCCGCCCCUGACGGCACAGGCAGGUCCCCGGAUCUGGAUCUGGCUCCUCGGACUCUGAGUCUGAACGCGCUGGACCCCGAGCCUGCCAAGUGCCCCGCCACGGCCACUGCCGAUGGGCUUCUGCCGCAGGAGAGCACCGGGCGCCAGCAGCUCUCUCGGACCCUCCCCGCCAGGCCCCGCCCGGAGCCCCUCCCACCCCGCCGUGCCCAGAAGGAGCCUCUGACCUUCAUGAAGGGCGUCAUGGAUGAGUGCACACACGUGGCCAACUUCUCAGUUCCCGUGGACCCCAGCCUCAUCAUAGCGGUCCAGGCCAAAGAGGACGCUUACAUCCCGCGGACGGGCGUGCGGAGCCUGCAGGAGAUCUGGCCGGGCUGCGAGGUCCGCUACCUGGAGGGUGGCCACAUCAGCGCCUACCUCUUCAAGCAGGGGCUCUUCAGAAGGGCCAUCUACGAUGCCUUUGACCGCUUCCUGCAGAAGUAUGCCAAGUGACCGCCACCCCGUGGCCCCCCCACGUACCGUGCUCAUGGCAACGUGACGCGCCGUCGCCGACCCUGAGUCCAAGGACCGUGUUCCGGAACAGUCCACCGUGGCCUCACCUCCCCGGAGCAGCGAUCAGCCAAUACUUGGAUGAAAUAAGUGUGUGUUACUGUUUGUGGGAAUCGCCUAUGUUCCCAAAAUAUCAAAAAAAAAAAUUUGAUAUUUUCUCAGUAUCAAAUCUGCCACCACUGUUUGUGAAAACUUUACAUUUUAAAUUAUGAGUGAUUUGUUAAAAUAAAUUUAUUCAUAGAAA
Sorex fumeus (smoky shrew) is the source of this 1728-nucleotide messenger RNA. RefSeq names its product abhydrolase domain containing 18 (gene ABHD18). Lineage: Eukaryota; Metazoa; Chordata; Mammalia; Eulipotyphla; Soricidae. The record is from RefSeq and is a predicted model, not a curated record. Bases 108 to 1427 code for a protein of 439 amino acids. The transcript has 13 exons.